AUGUCUACGCAAUUUGUAUCGAAUGUUGAAAACACCAUCAAUAGCCGGAUGAGAAGUGCUAGAGCAUAUACAGUUCGACGAUUUGCAUUUCACAUGUUCGACAUACUUACUGGGGGUGAUGAUCAAUACCAAAUGGACGAUCAUGACGAACCGGGACCUAUUGAUACAUCCGUGCUGACUGAGCAGCCACGACAUAGAUCUACAUUGAUCAGAGAGGAGAGAUAUUCUCCUGUUCAAUUUACGGAGCAUGGCCGUAAAUUGAACAGAUGGCAGUGCGAGCAUCCUGCGGUGUUGGAAUUAUUGCGACGAGCAGGAUUUUAUUACGUUUCACGAUUGCGUCGCCUACAGCUCGAUCAGUCGUUAUUGGGAGCAUUAGUCGAGAGGUGGCCGCGAGAAACACAGAGUUUCCAUUUGCGACAUGAAGAGAUGAGUAUUACAUUGAUGGACGUCGCAGUUAUUACGGGACUCCCCGUCGAUGGUAGGGCUGUGACUGGAGGGGGAUCCUAUCAGUGGGCAGAGCUCUGCGGGUUACUUCUCGGGGUGGUUUCGCAGGAUAUUAAGGGUGGUGAGAUCAAGAUAGACUGGUUAUAUCAGCAGUUCCAUGAUAUCCCCUUAGACGCACCUCCUGCUAUUGUUAGAGCUACGGCGAGAGCAUAUAUACUAUUUCAGAUAGGUUGUAGUCUGUUUCGAAAUUCAAGCGGGAAUAGGGUGCAUUUGAAAUGGUUGCCACAUCUAGAGGAUUUUGACCUUUGUGGUGGGUUGGCAUGGGGUGCAGCCGCGCUAGCUCAUCUUUAUCACGCCCUAGAAAAUGCUUGCCUCAGGGGAAAGGUCGAGUAUUGUUGUUUUGGGACAUUAGUUCAGAUAUGGGCAUUGGAUCACCUGCACAUAGGCCGCCCUGAGGUAGUAGGACCACAGCCUACGCUUGUCGACAUGCCUCUGGGGUGUCGGUAA
Molecule: messenger RNA, 951 nt
Organism: Ananas comosus (pineapple)
Lineage: Eukaryota; Viridiplantae; Streptophyta; Magnoliopsida; Poales; Bromeliaceae
Product: protein MAIN-LIKE 1-like
Exons: 4
Coding region: 1-951 (316 amino acids)
Biological process (GO): meristem development; meristem maintenance
Source: RefSeq, a predicted model, not a curated record